This is a messenger RNA of Eremothecium cymbalariae DBVPG#7215, 1881 nucleotides long. It is a transcript of the gene CDC23, whose product is annotated as anaphase promoting complex subunit CDC23. Gene Ontology annotation, molecular function: protein binding. Gene Ontology annotation, cellular component: anaphase-promoting complex. Bases 1 to 1881 code for a protein of 626 amino acids. Gene Ontology annotation, biological process: cell division. The record is from RefSeq and is a predicted model, not a curated record. The transcript has a single exon. Lineage: Eukaryota; Fungi; Ascomycota; Saccharomycetes; Saccharomycetales; Saccharomycetaceae.
AUGACCAAGACCAUUAUUAUGGAGCCAUUCAUAGAGAUUAGAAAUAGGUUGAGGAAGUCUAGUCAAGAUUUAUCUCAAUUGAAAUUGUUUCAAAGUGCAAGAUGGUCCUCAGAAGCAUUGAUUGGGAUGUGCGAGAUCUCGUCCCAUCAAGAAGAGAGCAAGGAUUUCGAAGAUGAAUCUCCCCUGAGAAAUAGGAAUUUAAUCUCCAGUUCGAAUUUAUUUACUGAGAAUAAUAUAAGGAAUGCGGAUUAUAUGGAUGAAAAACAAUAUGACCUGUUUCUAUUAGCUUCGAAUUUAUUUGAUUGUAAGGAGUUUGACAGAUGUGCAUACUUUCUACGUAACGAAAAGCAUCCUAAGUUGAAGUUCUUCAGGCUCUACAGUAGGUUUAUGUCGUGGGAUAAGAAGACACAGGAGUCAAGUGCAGAUGUUUUGACGAAACCUGCAGAUAUUUCCCAAAAGGAUCCUGCGGCAGGCACGAAUGUAGAUGACUGGAUAGACGAGCGUAAUCCAGAUGCCAGGAGGGGUGCCAACAUCCAGUCGCAAAUGGUAGUUGAUUUGGGUACUGGGGAGAAAAUUAGCAUAAAUCUGAUAUCCAGAGAGUUGGAAAUAUAUUUACUGGAACAAUCCACGGAGGUUACAUCCAAGCAAGGAGUUGGAUAUGCGUUGUUGUACUACUUGCGGGGAAUUUUAGAGAAGAAGGAAGGGCUAGCCAGUGAAGCCAUUAAGUCUCUAGUGAAAUCCUUAGAACUAUAUCCUUAUAACUGGACCUGCUGGUGCGAAUUAGCAACAUGUAUUACGCGUACUGAUGAGUCUCUAUUGCUCGUGAAGCAUUUGCGUGAUAUAUUUCCACUGGAUGACGAAAAGGAUUGUAAUUCUUUGAUGUUAAGGUUUUUUAAAAUAUUCAUAUUUAAAGAUUUUGGUGGGGAUUUUGAUCAUUUUAUGGAUGAGCUGGAUUAUUUAAUGAGUAUAUUCCCCAAUUUCUCCUUUUUAAAAUCUGAACUUGCCUUGUUGAAUUAUCACUAUAUGGAUUAUGUUAAUGCAGAAUUAAUUUUCGACGAAAUUGUUAAACAAGACCCAUACAGGUUAGAUGACUUGGACACUUACUCGAAUAUCCUAUACGUUAUACAGAAGCCCCAUAAGUUAGCUUAUUUGUCUCAAUUUGCCGCUGAUGUUGAUGCCUAUAGACCAGAAACCUGCUGCAUUAUUGCUAAUUACUUCAGUGCUAAACAACAACAUGAGAAGGCUAUCAUGUACUUCCGUAGGGCGCUCACGUUAAAUAAAUCAUGUACAAAUGCCUGGACAUUAAUGGGUCAUGAAUUCGUCGAGACGAAAAACUCUCAUGCAGCCAUAGAGUGUUAUAGAAGGGCUGUAGACAUCAAUCCGUGCGAUUUCAAAGCAUGGUAUGGGUUAGGACAGGCAUACGAAGUGUUAGACAGGCAUCUGUACGCAUUGUAUUAUUUGCAAAAGGCUUGUUCUUUAAAGCCAUUGGAUAAAAGAAUGUGGCAAGCUCUUGCAAACUGCUACGACAAACUGGAUAGACCAAAUCAGGCAAUCAAAUGUUUCCAGAGAGCUUCACAAUUAUCAAACGAUCAAGAUAUCACUAUCUUAUAUUAUUUAGCCACCCUGCACGAACGUGUGCAAGACCCAAUAUCUUGCAAAAAUUAUAUGUUAAAAUGUAUUGAAGUCGAAGAAGCAAACCAAGGCAUUGUAUUAGAUGAAUGUGCCAAAGCCAGGUUGUGGUUGGCAAGACAUGAAGUCAAGCACAGAAAUUUCCCUGCUGCUUACAAUUACGCCAGUGGUGUGACACAUGGCACAUCACAAGAAAUAGAGGCUGCAAGAGUGAUAGCUAGAGAGUGUAGGAAAAGGAUGGAAUAUCAAUAG